AUGCCACGACCGCAGAAUUGUGGAGACAAGUGCGGCGAAUUACAUAAUAUAAAUUAUGGAUUACCACCACUUACGGAAUUUUACAUCCAAAGAUAUCCCCUUCCUUACGAAGUUAAAGUCGAAUUGUAUAAUUCAUCACUUUGGAAAAAAUUUAAUGCGGAAACUACGGAAAUGAUUAUAACGAAAAAUGGCAGACGAAUGUUUCCAUCCGUAGAAAUCACUGUGAGUGGAUUGAAAGAACAAGAUAAUUACUGUAUACUAUUUGAAUUGGCACCUGCCUCAGAUCGCCGACAAAAAUAUGUCAAAAAUGGGGAAGGCGGCGAUGAAACGGAUGUUAAAAGUUUCCAACAACCUGCCAUGAAAGGCUGGAUGCCGACGAGUUUUGCGGAACCACAACCAGUACUUAAUCGAAGGAUAUUACUACAUCCUGAUAGUCCAGCUUCUGGAGAUCAUUGGAUGAAACAAAAGCCGAUUAGCUUCAGCAAAGUUAAAAUCACCAACGAUACUUCUAGCAAUCAACAAAACCAAAUACUCUUGACAUCCAUGCACAAAUAUCAAGCUCGCAUUUGGAUCAUCAUGUGCGACAAUUUAUUACAUAUUAAAGAUUAUCAUUCUUAUCCUUCGGCAUUCUUCACACUCAAAGAGACAGAAUUUAUUGCAGUCACUGCUUAUCAGAACGAAAAUAUAAUACACUUAAAAAUCGCCAAUAAUCCAUUCGCAAAAGGUUUUCGCAAAGAUGGCCAAUCUCGAUGCAAAAGAAAAAGUCUGAAGGAAAACAAUGUCGCAGGAGAUUGUAUAAAAGAAGAAAAAGAUAAUUCGACAGAAAUGAAAGAUUAUUCGUCAGAUGUAGAAAAAAUAGAUGUUAUGUUCUUAAAAGCGAACGAACAAUCGCAAGCAUCGAUGAACAAUUCAUUGAGUACCGACAGUUAUGAAUUAAAUAAUAAUCAAGAAAUUCCCUCUAGUUCUUUAUCAAAUACUACAUGUAAUAGUAGAAACAAUGACAAAAAAACUCAACCACAAUUUCAUCGACCUUGGACAGAUAAUCACGAAAUUGAAAAGUCUGAUAUAUUUUUACCGUUAGCCAAUGAACCAACUACUCUUGUUCCACCAAGAUAUUAUGUCCGAUUCAAGAAUCACAUUCAUUAUUCACAUUUUCAGGAUAGCUAUAAGGACUGUUCAAUCUUAUUGGAUAUAUUUUUAUAUUAA
Polistes canadensis is the source of this 1206-nucleotide messenger RNA. RefSeq names its product T-box-containing protein TBX6L-like. Gene Ontology annotation, biological process: cell fate specification; positive regulation of DNA-templated transcription; regulation of transcription by RNA polymerase II. Lineage: Eukaryota; Metazoa; Arthropoda; Insecta; Hymenoptera; Vespidae. Gene Ontology annotation, molecular function: DNA-binding transcription factor activity, RNA polymerase II-specific; RNA polymerase II cis-regulatory region sequence-specific DNA binding. The coding region runs from base 1 to 1206 and encodes 401 amino acids. Gene Ontology annotation, cellular component: nucleus. The transcript has 6 exons. The record is from RefSeq and is a predicted model, not a curated record.